GAACAGUUGUAUAAAGAGGCAAUUGAACAAACAGCCAGCUGUAACACGAGACUGUCAAUGGAAAGAAAAAUGAGAAUGCCCUUUUUAGAUUCACAAACUGGAGUUGCUCAAAACCAUACAAGUUUAUGGCAUCCAUAUAUUCACAGAAUGCCUGGUCAAAAACAUGGUCAGUUAUACUCUUAUCCUUCUAAAAGAUGGAAGAAGAAAAAACAUUCCUUCUUUUCUCAGCUUACUUCAGGAAAGGUUGGAAAUGUAGAUGUAGCAGAAUCAGAUGUCCAAAAUACUGUAGAAGAAGAGAGCUUACAUUCCCAUACUGAUAUAAUAAGAAAUGAAUCACAAGAUAGAUGGUAUUAUGAAGAUUAUGAUGUUAUAAGUGAUCCACCAGAUGCUGGUGAAAUGGUAGAUGAUAAUUCAGAUAUUAGUGAUUAUGAGGAUACUAUAAAGAAGAAGAAGAAAAAGGGUCCUGGCAGAGGGAGAGGAAGAAGAAAUGUUCACCAGGAUUCUUUAACUGAUGAUAAAGAUAAACCGUAUUCUUGUGAAGCUUGUGGUGCCCGAUAUAAAACGCGACCUGGAUUAGCAUACCAUUAUACACAUUUCCAUAAUAGUAUGGCUGAUGAUGAUGUUACUCCUUCACCUAAAGCAACUAGACAAUCAAAAGAACCUGUCAUAGAACCAUCAAAGCCCUCACCUAAUAAUUAUUGUGACUUCUGUCUGGGUGAUCAAGGUGAAAAUAAAAAGACAAAUCAAGCUGAAGAUUUAGUUUCAUGUAGUGAUUGUGGUAGAUCUGGUCAUCCAUCUUGUUUACAGUUUACUGAUAAUAUGAUAGUAUCAGUAAAGAAAUAUCCAUGGCAGUGUAUAGAAUGUAAAUCAUGCGGAUUGUGUGGUACUUCAGAUAAUGAUGAUCAGUUAUUAUUUUGUGAUGAUUGUGAUAGAGGCUAUCAUAUGUAUUGUUUAAAUCCACCAUUACAAGAACCGCCUGAAGGGAAUUGGAGCUGUCAUUUAUGUAUUGAAGAAUUUCAUGGUGGAAAGAAGCCACACGGAAUGCAGUAA
Messenger RNA from Lottia gigantea (owl limpet), 1050 nucleotides. RefSeq lists its product as hypothetical. The record is from RefSeq and is a predicted model, not a curated record. Gene Ontology annotation, biological process: nervous system development. The transcript is spliced from 9 exons. Gene Ontology annotation, cellular component: nBAF complex. The annotation marks the transcript as partial. Lineage: Eukaryota; Metazoa; Mollusca; Gastropoda; Lottiidae.